Molecule: messenger RNA, 673 nt
Organism: Chaetomium strumarium
Lineage: Eukaryota; Fungi; Ascomycota; Sordariomycetes; Sordariales; Chaetomiaceae
Product: histone H2B-like protein
Exons: 3
Coding region: 1-414 (137 amino acids)
Cellular component (GO): nucleosome
Molecular function (GO): DNA binding; structural constituent of chromatin; protein heterodimerization activity
Source: RefSeq, a predicted model, not a curated record
AUGCCCCCCAAGGCCGCCGACAAGAAGCCUGCCUCGAAGGCUCCGGCUACUGCCUCCAAGGCCCCCGAAAAGAAGGAUGCUGGCAAGAAGACUGCGCCUUCGGGAGACAAGAAGAAGCGGACCAAGGCCCGCAAGGAGACUUACUCUUCUUACAUCUACAAAGUGCUCAAGCAAGUCCACCCCGACACCGGCAUCUCGAACCGCGCCAUGUCUAUUCUCAACUCGUUCGUGAACGACAUUUUUGAGCGUGUUGCUACCGAGGCCUCGAAGCUCGCUGCAUACAACAAGAAGUCCACGAUUUCGUCGCGCGAGAUCCAGACAUCCGUCCGGCUCAUCCUCCCCGGUGAACUUGCCAAGCACGCCGUCUCUGAAGGCACCAAGGCUGUCACCAAGUACUCCUCCAGCCAGAAAUAAGCAGCUUGGUUUCUACCUUUUCUCGUUUUUUCUCUAGGGCACAGGGUUUGCUUGUCAUUUGGGAGUCAUGACGAGGCUGGCCAAGGCACACAUGCCCCUUGGAGUCUCUUAAUGCAAUGCGUUACGGAUGGUCUGCUUUUUAUGGGGACACUGUUUUCACGGGUUAUGGGGUUUGCAGGCGGCUGUACAAUACUUGCCUUGAUAUCAGGGACUGGGGCGAAAUGAAACCGUGCAUAUGACCGACUUGGCUCACGACGUU